ACUUUUGUCGAUCCCUUUUCCCUCUAUUGUGUUUGCCUAGUGUUCAACUUAUUGGGUAUUACUGCUCGGUUCUGUGUAACUCAUAUACCACAUCUAAUGGUUGUUACUGCCCGGCACGUCGGCGUCUCAACGCAGGCCCUCGACCCCAUCUUAUGGUUUUUUAUUAUGCCGGUCGUAUUUAUUUUAGCCAAGUUUAAAACUUUCCACUUAUUAAUGAGAGAGAAUAUUGUAAGAUUGUAGCAUUGCGACGCUUUCUUAUGUUUAUAAAAGAUAUUUUAGCAAUGAGUCAAAAACUCGUAAACUUAACCUUUUUGGAUUAUGACUUUUAAUUUAGUUACGAAUAAUCUAAUAUUUUAAAACAUGUCAAUACAAGUUAUGAAAAGUAACAUAAAAUGUGUUUUUUUUUUAAAUUUUAAAUGCAAUCAAUAUUUUUGCUCUAAACUACUCCAUCGAGAGUGAAGAAUUUGAACUUGGAAUGUAGUGAGUUAAAAAAUAAUAGAAAAUUGAAAGUGGCAAAUGAGAUUUCGCCUUUCUUUGGUAUAAGUGGGCCUUAAUUUCCUUUAAACAUGCCUUAAAUGGGUUAAAGAUUGCAGGCCCAUUAUGGCCCAUCUUAUUUUUAUAAACCCUACUCAAAGUGGAAUUCAGAGACCAUUUUGCCGCCCAAAUGUCAGAGAUCUUUCGCUCACUCGUCUUGAACAGAAGGUUCGAUGACGUGACGCUACGAGUAUUGGAAUCGGCAUUGGUUUCGAAGGACGUAAAGUCGUCGAUAGAAGUCAGGUCCGGCUUCAGGCAGUUCAUGAGGUCGGAAUCGCUCUCCGUUCUGCGAGAAACUGCAGAGAAAAAUGCGGAAGAGAAGCUUCUUGUUCUCGAGUUUCUUGUUCGCGCUUUUGCACUAGUAGGCGAUGUUGAGAGUUGUUUGGCUUUGAGAUAUGAGGCAUUGCUUUUGCGGGACAUCAAAUCUUCGACGAAUCCAUGGCUACAAGUUUCUUAUACGGAAUGGCUGAAUUUUGCUCACCAGUCAAGAGAUAGUGGUUUCUAUUCAGUUGCAGGAAAGGCAUGUGAACAUGCAUUGGAUUGCAUUAAGAGGAAAUCUACUGAAGACCGUAAAACAGAUGAAGUUAACGUUAUGAAGAAAUCUACUGAAGACCUAAAAACAGAUGAAGUCCUUGAAAGUGUGCAAGCAAUUGAAAAGAUAAAGAGACUCAAGGAUUGUGCCAUGGCAUCUGCUUCUUCCCACUCUGUUCAAGCGCAGACGGCAGACUACUUGAAAAAGAGACUAAAGGAGAAGAGCACGGAGCGUCCCUUAGAUUUCAAGGAGCCAAAAUGUGUUGUAGCAAGCACUUUGUUCCGAAAUGGAAUCAGAAGGCGGAAUCUACGAAAAUUGAACACGAGUCGAAGCUUGCUGGGGAUGACUAAUGAAUCGUAGCCUAGUCCAUUUUGGGGGACAUUGUCAACAUCCUUGUGCUCGUGCUGGUGGAUUCUAUUUGCAGUCUAGAAGGGGAACCCUGAAGUUUAAUUUAGAGGUGCUUUUGUGCACCAAGUGCCUGAAUAUCUUAAACAUAACAAAGAUAAGGUCUACAAUCACAACAAUAACAAUUGGUCUCAUGUAGUAUGUCUUACAUUGACAUUGUAGCUGUCAAACUACAGUAACAAGGGGCGGACUUGUAGCUUAUGUGGUUAAGAGUCGUUAUCCUGUAUUUUAGGUAUUGUGUUCAAAUGGCUUUCUCGGGAUAUUUACUUGUACCAGAAAUAAACAUAAACAAAAAUGGCUUCUAAACCCCCACGAUUGGGGACAUUUUGCCUAGAUUACAA
Messenger RNA from Malus domestica (apple), 1812 nucleotides. Its product is annotated as protein DOUBLE-STRAND BREAK FORMATION. Gene Ontology annotation, biological process: meiotic DNA double-strand break formation. NCBI's taxonomy places the organism in Eukaryota, Viridiplantae, Streptophyta, Magnoliopsida, Rosales, Rosaceae. The record is from RefSeq and is a predicted model, not a curated record.